This is a messenger RNA of Thelazia callipaeda (thelaziosis nematode), 2493 nucleotides long. NCBI's taxonomy places the organism in Eukaryota, Metazoa, Nematoda, Chromadorea, Rhabditida, Thelaziidae. The record is from the annotation of a GenBank genome assembly.
GAAGGUGAAGCGAAGGAUUUAAAUCUUGCUGGCAUGGCAAUAGGUAAUGGUGAAUUGAGUAUGUAUGAACAGCUUAACUCAAUCCUUCCCUUACUUUAUUAUAGAGGAACUUACGGCUAUGACACAGAUGAUAGCAUUCCAGCAGCUUAUUACGACUAUUCAUCUCGUGUAAACAUUGUUAAUGUAGGCGAGGCAUAUCCUAAGGAUAAUACAAGUUACUGUGAUAAUUUGAUGGUUGAGUACGGAGUGGAGUACAUUUGGAUGCACAGUCUAUUCCAAGACGUGUACAAUAUCAACCAAGAUUGUUACCGUUACCAAUUAUAUUACACAGCAGCUGGAUCUAGAAUAGCGCAAUUAAGACGGAAAUUAGAUCAUAAGAAGCCAAAUAUUCAACUUCCAAUGUCAUAUUAUAAAAACCAAAAGGCGAAAAUCAAUUAUGAUUCGACAGAUGGAAAGGCAAGUUUCUAUUGUUUUGCUGCAGAAGCUAAUGCAAAUUAUCUGCAACGUUCAGAUGUGCGAAGUGCAAUUCAUAUUCCAUCUCACUAUUUCUGGAUAUUAAUUAAUGCUCAAACUGAAAUUAAAAUACGUUUAGAUGAAUGGUUUGUUGAAAAAUUAGCGGAGUCGCAUAAGAUGAGGGUUGAACAGCCUAGAACCCCGUGGUAUUAUCAGUCUCAAGUAGCUGGUUACUGGAAACGUUUCACGUAUUCUACCACUGCUAUCGAUUUACUUACUGUAAAGGGUGCUGGUCAUUUUGUGCCUUUAGAUCGACCUGGUCCAUCACUACAAAUGAUUAUGAAUUUUAUGAACAGAAGUGAUUAUUCUACACCAUAUGGAUAUGAUACAAAGUUAACGCCAUUGCGAGAGCAGUACAAAAUUUUACAAAAAAUUAUUGUUGAGUAUUCCGAUGGGAUCGAGCAAAUAUCUACCAAAAAGGCAAAAAAUGUAAUUCAUAAAAGAGAUACUUCUUCAAGCGAUUAUUUGCUGCACGGAUUUAUAGAGAAUUUGCCAUUUAUCACAUUCAUCCCUGAUUUUGAGCAAUGGGCUGGAUACUUUACUAUUGACGAUCUUUCCAUUUUCUUUUGGUUUGUGGGGGCACGUAAGCAUCAGCAAAAAGCAGCUUCGGAUGAGGCAGUGGUUGUUUGGUUGGGCGAUGGGCCUGGCUGUAGUCCAGUCGCUGACCUUUUUCAGGAUUUUGGUCCUUAUAGACUCAAAGUUAACACGGAUGGCACCAUCAGUUUAAACCAGAAUCCUUUUUCGUGGAAUCAGGCUGGUAAUUUUCUGUUUAUUGAAACUCCUCAAGGAGUGGGCUAUUCAAAAUAUAAAGAGAACGAACUAAACGAUGUUGAGACAACAAAAAUAAAUCUAAAAGUAUUGAAGAAAUUUUAUGAAAACUUCAAAAACUAUUCAAACAAUCCACUAUUUAUUGGAGGAAAGGGUUACGGAAGUGUAUUAGCGUUGAAACUGACUGAAGCCGUACUUGAGGAAAAAUCAAGCAUACCAAAGCCAUCUGGAGUUUUACUGCAAAAUGCAAUGCUAAGCCGAAAGGAGCAGAUCAAUUCACUACCCAAUUUGUUGUAUUUUUCGGGGGAAAUCGGAAAAGAAAGUAUGACUGAAGCGGAUAAUUUUUAUGAAAACUGCUACUACAUGGCGUCAAUGGAUGUUCACAAACGUAAAAAACGACAAGCGUAUCACUUCGGUGACAUACCGCUAGUCAACGAUGAGACAUUCAUUGAUCAAGCCCAAUUAAUAAAUUAUAUGUCGACGGAUGCGUUUGCUUCUUAUCCGUGCUACAUGAAUGAAAUAACUGAAGCAUAUCUAAGUAAGAGUGAAGUGAAAAAUGCUUUGAAUGUACAGUAUCCAGGAAGAUGGGUGAAAUGCAACAUAAAAGUUCACGAAACUUACAUUCAACAGUAUUUGGAUAUGACUGAUACUUUCCGAAAGUUACUGUCAUAUCCGUUAAGAUUUCUUGUUUAUUCGGGCAAUGCUGGCCUUAGCAACAACUUCAUAGCAAAUCAGUGGUUUGUUGAGAAGUUAUCGGUUGGUUUUAAAAAAUCACCUCACCUGCUUUGGAAGUUUGCUCAAUCACAUGAUUAUUUGACGCAGUACGCGGGUUAUCAAGAUUUAUAUGCCAAAGAAAACGUCAAGAUUGAUCUUAUCACUGUUAAGGGAGCUGGUCAUGAUGUAGCAUUGGAUAGGCCACUGCCAACUCUACAGAUGUUCAUUAAUUAUUUACAGAAUGAAGCUUAUGGAACUAUGAUUACUUACUUACCUGAGCAACCACCAAUUUCCCCACCAACUCCACCACCUAAAAUAAGUCGACGAGAAGCUGCAAAAAUUUACGAUUUACCUGGUUUAACGUUUGAAAUUAACUUUGACCAAUAUUCUGGUUACCUAAAUGCGUCCCUCGGAAACUACCUUUUCUUCUGGUAUCAUUUUCUUUGCAGUUUUUUACUUGAAAACACUGACUUCGUGUACAAAAUUGGAGAUAUUUAA